Humulus lupulus (European hop) is the source of this 3569-nucleotide messenger RNA. Its product is annotated as replication factor C subunit 1. Lineage: Eukaryota; Viridiplantae; Streptophyta; Magnoliopsida; Rosales; Cannabaceae. Gene Ontology annotation, molecular function: ATP binding; ATP hydrolysis activity; DNA clamp loader activity. The transcript is spliced from 23 exons. Gene Ontology annotation, cellular component: DNA replication factor C complex; nucleus. Gene Ontology annotation, biological process: DNA repair; DNA replication. The record is from RefSeq and is a predicted model, not a curated record. The coding region runs from base 281 to 3346 and encodes 1021 amino acids.
UCCCCAGCGGGCAAAACACAUUCUCAAAUUCUUCUUUUGAUGAAUUAAGAGGAUGAAGUAGUCUUCGUAAUUUGCAAACAGCACAGCUGGCCUCACCCCCGAGAGCCACCAUUGCCAGCCGCCCCCUCCGCUCCCGUAGUUGAUUCUUAAACCCUAAUUCUCUUGACACCUACUCCACUGCCCUUUUCAAAACAACAUCCCGUCCUUUCACCAGUAACGUUCCGUUUUGCAUGACUAAUUGAACUGAAAGUAUACAUUGGGUUUGUCUUGUGCCCACGAAAUGUCACAGUCAGAUAUUAGGAAGUGGUUUAUGAAGUCGCAUGACAAGGACAAGGGAAAUGGCAAUGCGGCAGCCAAGCCUGCAAAAUCUGCUCAACCUCCUUCUAAGGCUUCUGAGAAAUCUUCUCAGGUUAAAUCCCAGCUAGACAAGCAGGUGCAGGCAAGUGAAGAUAAAGAUAAUUCAGGGCGAAGAAAGACUAGUAAAUAUUUUGCUGAGAAAGAAAAAGAGAGAGUUGAGGUUCCAGCUAAAAGAAAGACCCAAAAUAAUGGUGAUGACUUUGUGAAACCCUCGCCUGCAAAAAAAAAUCAUGAAGGCGAUGACGAUGAUGACGACGACUUUGUUAUGCCUGAUACUAAGAAAAACUCAGCUGAUGCCACCCCAAGAAAGAAACUAAAGAGUGGAUCUGGAAGGGGAGCUGGACAAAAGCCUGUGAAUAUUGAUGAAAGUGAUGGUGAUGAUGAUAUGAAAGAUGUAGUGCUCCCUUCUAAAUCUGGUGGAAGAGGCCGUGAUGGGAGAGGUGCCUCAGCAACAUCAUCUGGUGGAAGGGGAGCUGGACAGAAGCCUGUAAAUAUUAAUGAAAGCGAUGGUGAUGAUGAUAUUAAAGAUGUAGCACCCCCUUCUAAAUCUGUUGGAAGAGGCCGUGGUGGAAGAGGUGCCUCUGCAACACCCUCUGGUGGAAGAGGCAGAGGUGCCGGACGAGGUGGAUUUAUGAACUUUGGAGAAAGAAAAGAUCCUCCAAACAAGGGGCAAAAGGAAGUUCCUGAAGGUACCCCAGAUUGUUUAGCUGGUUUAACAUUUGUAAUUAGCGGCACUCUUGACAGUUUGGAAAGAGAAGAAGCAGAAGACUUGAUCAAACGCCAUGGUGGCCGUGUUACGGGAUCUGUCAGCAAGAAAACGAAUUAUCUUCUAUGUGAUGAAGAUAUUGGGGGAAGAAAAUCUGAAAAAGCUAAAGAACUUGGUACGGCAUUUCUGACUGAAGAUGGAUUGUUUGAUAAGAUACGUGCAUCAAAUAAAGCUAAGGCACCUCGACAAGAGUCAAAGAAAUCUAUGGAUAAUGCUGCUGUGUUGUCACCAAAGAAAACCGUGGAGAAAACAGAAAUAAAAAAAGAAUGCUUUAGCAGCUCUCCAUCAGAAAAUGUAGCCAAGAAAGGCUUGACCUCAGGUGUCUCCCUUGAUAAGAAAAGAGUUCAAACUACUCAGCAUUCUGCAUUGUCUUGGACUGAGAAAUAUAAGCCCAAGGUUCCAAAUGACAUCAUUGGAAAUCAGUCAUUGGUCAAACAACUUCAUGAUUGGUUGACACGUUGGCAUGAUCAGUUUCUUGAUGCUGGAAGUAAGAAAAAGGGGAAAAAGGCAAGUGAUUCUGGUGCGAAAAAGGCUGUACUAUUAAGUGGAACACCUGGCAUAGGGAAAACAACAUCGGCAAAGUUGGUCUGUCAGAUGCUUGGCUUCCAGACGAUUGAGGUAAAUGCUAGUGACAGUCGUGGGAAAGCUGAUGCCAAGAUUGAAAAAGGGAUUGGUGGAAGCAAUGCAAAUUCUAUAAAAGAGCUUGUCAGCAAUGAGGCCCUAAGUGUUAACAUGGAUUGGUCAAAGCAUCCAAAAACUGUGCUCAUUAUGGAUGAAGUUGAUGGAAUGUCUGCUGGAGAUAGGGGUGGAGUUGCUGAUCUUAUUUCUAGCAUCAAGAUAUCAAAGAUCCCUAUUAUCUGCAUUUGUAAUGACCGCUACAGUCAGAAACUGAAAAGUCUUGUGAACUACUGUCUUCUUCUGAGCUUUCGCAAACCUACCAAACAACAGAUGGCGAAGAGGUUAAUGCAAAUUGCAAAGACUGAAGAUCUUCAGGUUAAUGAGAUUGCUCUAGAGGAACUUGCUGAAAGAGUUAAUGGAGACAUGCGAAUGGCAAUAAAUCAGUUGCAUUAUAUGAGCCUCUCGAUGUCAGUAAUAAAGUAUGAUGAUGUUAGGCAACGCUUGCUUAUGAGUGCAAAGGAUGAAGAUAUUUCUCCAUUUACAGCUGUCGAUAAGUUGUUUGGUUUUAAUUCAGGGAAGUUGAGGAUGGACGAGAAGAUGGAUCUUAGCAUGAGUGAUCCUGAUCUAGUUCCUCUUAUAAUUCAAGAAAAUUAUAUUAAUUUUAGACCAAGUUCUGUUGGUAAAGAUGAUGAUGGUAUAAAGCGUAUGAACUUGAUUGCUCGUGCUGCUGAGUCUAUUGGUGAUGGAGAUAUUUUCAACGUACAGAUUAGAAAAUAUCGGCAAUGGCAGCUAUCUCAAAAUUGUGCUCUUUCAUCCUCUAUAAUCCCUUCUGCUUUAUUACAUGGACAAAGGGAGACAUUUGAGCAGGGGGAAAGAAACUUCAAUAGAUUUGGUGGUUGGCUGGGAAAGAACUCAACGCGAGGCAAAAAUCUGAGACUUAUGGAGGAUUUGCAUGUCCAUAUUCUUGCUUCUCGUGAAUCGAAUUUCGGAAGGGAAACUGUGCGGAUUGAAUGCCUUACCCUUCUUCUGAAACGAUUGACUGAGCCGCUCAGGGUGCUGCCUAAGGAUGAGGCUGUCCGGGAAGUAGUGGAUUUCAUGAAUACCUACUCUAUUAGUCAGGAAGACUUUGAUACUAUUGUUGAGUUAUCCAAGUUUAAGGGGUACCCAGAUCCGCUGGAGGGGAUACCGCCUGCAGUUAAAUCAGCUCUUACAAGAGCAUACAAAGAAGGAAGCAAAUCACGGAUGGUACGAGUUGCAGAUUUUGUCACUCUUCCUGGAAUUAAAAAGGCCCCUAAAAAACGGAUUGCUGCAAUUUUGGAACCAUCUGAUAAUGGGAUUGGAGAAAUCAAUGAAGAUGUGAUAGCAGAAAGUGAAGAAGAAAAAUCUUCAGAUACAGACGACUUGGACGACUCUGCUGUUGGUGAAAAGCUGCAGAAGGAGCUUCAAAGUUUAAACAGGAAAGGAGUCCAAGUACAACUGGAUUUGAAGGACUCAGGAAAGUCAAGUGCCAAGAAAACACCAGCAGGCAGAGGAAAAGGUGGUUCUGGAACCGCUGAGAAAAAAGGCGCACGGGGUUCAGGAUCUGGUGCCAAGAGAAAGAGAUGAGGAGAAAUGAAGUUGACGAGAUUUCUUUGUUUUCACAAGGUUUUUGUUCAUAGAACCUUUCUAGUUGGCAUCUCCCUCACCCGGGGAAUCAAUCAUUUUUGUAAGUUACUAAUAGGAGGGUAUUGUUGACAUCAUGACAUGUUUCCUUGGCCUUGGCUUGCUUGUGUUUAUGUAGCUAUCGGUAUAUAGUCGAUUAAUGGAUAGAUGUUUUUUCACUGGCUCA